This is a messenger RNA of Biomphalaria glabrata, 795 nucleotides long. RefSeq names its product putative eggshell protein. The record is from RefSeq and is a predicted model, not a curated record. The transcript has 5 exons. The coding region runs from base 1 to 795 and encodes 264 amino acids. NCBI's taxonomy places the organism in Eukaryota, Metazoa, Mollusca, Gastropoda, Planorbidae.
AUGCACCAUAAAGUGAUGUACUUCUACAUCAGGUACUACUACAAUAGGUACUACUACAUCAGGUACUACUACAAUAGGUACUACUACAUCAGGUACUACUCCAAUAGGUACUACUACAUCAGGUACUACUACAAUAGGUACUACUACAACAGGUACUACUACAACAGGUACUACUACAAUAGGUACUACUACAACAGGUACUACUACAACAGGUACUACUACAACAAGUACUACUACAACAGGUACUACUACAACAGGUUCUACUACAACAGGUACUACUCCAAUAGGUACUACUCCAAUAGGUACUACUCCAAUAAGUACUACUACAAUAGGUACUACUACAGUAGGUACUACUACAACAGGUACUACUCCAAUAGGUACUACUACAACAGGUACUACUCCAAUAGGUACUACUCCAACAGGUACUACUCCAAUAGGUACUACUCCAAUAGGUACUACUACAACAGGUACUACUACAACAGGUACUACUACAACAGGUACUACUACAACAGGUACUACUACAACAGGUACGACUUCAACAGAUACUACUCCAAUAGGUACUAUUCCAACAGGUACUACUACAACAGGUACUACUCCAAUAGGUACUACUCCAAUAGGUACUACUCCAAUAAGUACUACUACAAUAGGUACUACUACAAUAGGUACUACUACAACAGGUACUACUCCAAUAGGUACUACUCCAACAGGUACUACUCCAAUAGGUACUACUACAACAGGUACUACUCCAAUAGGUACUACUACAAUAAGUACUACUACAAUAGAACUACCGAUUAA